Molecule: messenger RNA, 1185 nt
Organism: Phanerochaete carnosa HHB-10118-sp
Lineage: Eukaryota; Fungi; Basidiomycota; Agaricomycetes; Polyporales; Phanerochaetaceae
Exons: 4
Coding region: 34-1098 (354 amino acids)
Biological process (GO): formation of cytoplasmic translation initiation complex; translational initiation; formation of translation preinitiation complex
Cellular component (GO): eukaryotic translation initiation factor 2 complex
Molecular function (GO): translation initiation factor activity; translation initiation factor binding; mRNA binding
Source: RefSeq, a predicted model, not a curated record
CAGUACUCUCCACACCCGCACUCGACUCUCAUCAUGUCUGAAGAGCCGCUGUUCGACCCCUCGCUCAAGAAGCGCAAGAAAAAGCAGGUCGCUUUCUCUGAAGAUCCUCUGGGCGCCGAUGCCGACCCGACGACACCUGCGCCCACUACGAUUGAUAAUGUCACCACGAAUGGGGACACCGUAGACAUGGGACCGACAACGAUGCACGAGCAGAUGAUGCAGAAUGUGUCAAUUGACGAUGAUGCGUCCAAGGUCGACGAGUACCCGAUGCUAGUCGAUCUCAAGAAGAAGAAGAAGAAGAAGGAUAUUCCAAUGGACCUGCCCGAGGAAGAAUCAGGAACAUCUACGCCUAUCUCUGCACCGGCGGGUGCGGAGGACCUCGACUUCUCCGACCUCAAGAAGAAGAAAAAGACCUCGAAGAAGAAAGCUGCGCUUGACAUGGAGGCAUUCGAAAAGGAGCUGAACGAGGCAAAGGCAAAGGAGGGAGACGGGGAGGAUGUCGACGGUGCGCCAAUCGAUGAGAUUGACGAGGCAGAGCUUGGAGAAGAUCCCUUCGCCCGCGGCGCCGAGGUGCCGUCUGUGGACGCUGGCGGCGAGGCAUGGCUCAGCAGCGACCGCGACUACACAUAUGCUGAGCUUCUCCGGCGCUUUUACGCGCAGCUACAUGCGUCGAACCCUGCGCUUCUCAAUACUGCCGGCAAGCGACACACCCUCGCGCCGCCACAGCUCAUGCGUGAAGGAAAUAAGAAGACCGUCUUCGCAAACGUCGCCGAUAUAUGUAAGCGUAUGCACCGGCAGCCGGAGCACACAAUCCAGUUCAUGUUCGCCGAGUUGGGUACCACCGGCUCAAUCGAUGGCUCCGGACGGCUGGUUAUCCGAGGAAAGUUCUCGCAAGCACAGAUUGAGAAUGUUUUGCGACGUUACAUUGUCGAGUACGUCACUUGCAAGACAUGCAAGUCGCCAGAUACACUGCUUGUCAAGGAGAAUCGUAUUUUCUUCGUCGCAUGCGAGUCCUGUGGAUCAAGACGUUCCGUCAACGCGAUCAAGACCGGUUUCCAGGCGCAGGUCGGAAGGAGAAGCAAAAACAAGACGGGUUGAGGAGACUAGUGUUUCGCUCGGUACUACCAUCUGCAUAUUUUGUAUCGUUAACCCUCCACGUCAUCUGUACGAUUCACAUUCACUCUC